Mercenaria mercenaria is the source of this 1352-nucleotide messenger RNA. RefSeq lists its product as uncharacterized. The record is from RefSeq and is a predicted model, not a curated record. Gene Ontology annotation, molecular function: tumor necrosis factor receptor binding. NCBI's taxonomy places the organism in Eukaryota, Metazoa, Mollusca, Bivalvia, Venerida, Veneridae. Gene Ontology annotation, biological process: immune response. Gene Ontology annotation, cellular component: membrane. Bases 288 to 1142 code for a protein of 284 amino acids. The transcript has 4 exons.
UAUAUUAUUAUGUCAGCAUUUAGAACCCAUAUCAAGAAAUAAACAAAAUACGAGAACCAAUAUAUUCUUUACAUUAAUGUAAGAUUGAAGUCAAGUUCUACCUAAAGACGUUUAAAAUCAUACAAAUGAAUAUACACUGUGCAUUUAAAGUUUUAUCAUAUCUGUAUACUCGGAUAUUCAUUGGUAGAUUUGUUUGAAUUUAAUCACGCCUCCUGAAUUGCGUAACCAUUUAAGACAGUUUACACCCUCUAAAACGGAAAACAGUUUGAAAUAUAAUAGAAAAUGUCAUGCGACUUUAUCAAAAUACAGAUUCCCGAGGAGUAUUCUUGUUUACAGUUUUGUUGACAAUAUUAUGUGCAUUGCUUCUCGGACUAAAUACCUUGAUUAUAAAAUUUCUUUCUGAGGAAGAUCAGUUCCAAGAAUCCGGAUACUUCAUUAAAUAUCUGAAAGAAUAUCCAUUCUUCUGUGAUGAUUUAUCAUUGAGUGCUGAUGAGAAUGACAACACCUUUAACGUAAAAAGAAAGCUUUAUAAAUCCUUCCUGUACAACAACAGUUAUACCUGCAGCUUUUGGAAUCUUACAGAACCUUUACAAAAGUUUGUUGAACGAAAAUCAAGACUAAGACUUGCUUCAGGACUUCAGGGAAAACAAUAUUUACAAUGCGGAAACGAAAGUCUCAAAGAACCCUCAGGUUAUCUGAGUGCCGCUUUCAGAAAAGUGUCACGGCACCAAACUUACGAAGGAGACGGAUCAAACAUCAAACUGCACUGGGACAAACAUUCACAGGUUUCUUUCAUUUCCGAAGAUCUCUUAUACCACAAUGGUGAAAUCAAAGUACCCGAAGGGCGGUUUUAUUUUCUUUAUUCUUCCGUAUUGAUUAACCUAACCAACGUUGUAAUCCAGUUUGGGAAAGCGUACAAAUUUCUUUUACAGAUUUGUGUUACCAGUUGUGGUUAUGAACGCACUCUUUUGUAUAAAUCUAAAGUUUAUUACCCUAAUUCCACUAGUUCAAUUUCAUCCUUAUCGGUUGGAGGUCAUGUUUUCAUUGAAAAGGGUGAUGCAGUUUACGUAAAGGUGUCUGAAGCAAGCAGACUGAUUCGCGCUUCUGUAGGAAAUGUAUUUGGAAUAUUGCCACUACGGUAAAUGUUUGGAAAUUUUCAUCUUAUCAGAACACUUCUUGUUAACAUUUACCCCUUGGCAAAACUGUUUACGUCUAUCAAAAGCUAAUGGAAUAUAUAAUCUUUGUUGUUUUUUACUGCAUAAUUCUAACUGAAACCUUUUGCUUACUGUACCUUUUCAAUUUGUAGUAUUGUUUAUUCUCAUUUGGAACAUAUUAAAAAGAAAAAUAUUAGU